GUGCAGCCGGAACUGGGCUUGUGAAAGGUGGGCGUUGUCACGGUUAGCAGCUCUGCGGCCCCGCCCACCCCCCUGAGGGCUCCCGUGAGACCCCCUCCCGGGCCUGCCCACACUCUGCACACCUGCAGCUGGUUUUCCUGGGAGACCUGGCCGCCAGAAAGGGCUGGGCGCAGAUCGGGCCCAGGUGAGCAGGGAGGAGGGCCUGCCCUGCCUGGUUCUCACCACUGGUGAUAGUGUUUACCAGGCUGGACAGAUGAGUGGGGAGGUCAGGAAUCUGGUCCCACUGACAUCUGGAAGCUGCUACAGGGUCUGUGCUUGGUUUGGGGGCUUAAGGGCUGGAAAUGGGGUGACUGGGGGCAAUCUACCCUGAGGGAGAGUUGCCUGCUAAGUUUUGCCUUGAUCAGUUUUUGUUUGACUAGCUGAGUCCUUCAGCCUCCGGAGGCUUUUGUCCCUCCUUUGGAAAAUAUAGGGAGGCUGGGCCGGCCGCUCCCUUCCUGCCCUGCGCCCGCAGCCCUUGUAAAUCUGGAGCUUGGUUAAGGUUCCUUUUUGCCCAACUCUGAACACCACCAGUGGGUCUAGAAAAGUAGUUUCCAGGAGAGAAGGCAAACAUGGAGCAACAUUGCCCUGCCAAAGAAUCUUGGACUUCAGGGAUGAGACAGAGUUCAUCCCUGUCCCUUAGACACCCAUGUCUGUGCCUGAGGCCAGUCUACUACCCAGCCUCCAGCUGAAUGAAGGCCAUUGGCAGGCUGAACCGCACUUGCCUCCCUGCCUGCCUGGGAGGGUGAAAAGUCCACCUGCCCCUGCCUUGGUCAGUGCCAUCCUUGUGGGUCUGGUCAGAGGCAGCCAAAGUAAGACCAUCUACAUCUUCACCAGAGAUACUUAUCUCACUGAAAUACUCAGGGAGACACUUGGCAGGCCCAGCGCCAGCAUCUGGGAGGGUGAGGGGAGAACACACCAGCCUCAGAUCUCCACUGCUUUGAAAACUAUGAAAUAUUUUUAAGCUUCAGAAUAAUAUAGGGGAUUUAGUUCAGUGGUGUAAGCACCUGCCUGGUAAGCUCAAGGUUAUGAGUUCGAUUCCCAAUACCACAAAAAAAAAAAAAAAUUAUAGAAAAUAGUAAAAUUCCCAUGUUCUUGCUACCCAGUUCGGUCAGAUGCUCACACUAUGUCCCAUUUAUUUCAUGUUCUUUUUAAGAAAUAAACCAUGGUAAGGCCAGGCGUGGUGGUGCACACCUGUAAUCCCAGCCCGUGGGAGACUGAGGCAGGAAGAUUGCUGAGAGUUUGAAACCAGGCUGGGCUACAUAGAGAGUUCAAGGCCAAUCUUCACUGCAAAAUAUGACUCUAUCUCAAAAAUAAAUAAGUAAACAAACAGUGGUAGAGACCAUGAAAAUCCCUGUGGAAAACUCCUUCCCUUUCCAGAGAAAAUUGCCAUCCUGAAUUUUGGUUUUCACAGUUUUCUGUUUUUAUUCUUUUGCUGAGUAUGUGAAAAUCUAAAAAAUGAAUAGCUCAUUCUAAUUUAUGAACAAAGGGAGCCAUAUACUAUAUGUCAUUCUGUAGCUGGCUUUUUCCUGCUUAAAGUCAGAUUUCUGAGAUUUGGCCGCCUUCUUGACCUCAAAGUGCUGGCCCCCUUGACCUGAAAUUGCCACACCACCCUGUGUGUAAAGACUCCCAUUUAUUUACCCUUCUUGUUGGACAUUGAGGAGGCUCCCAUGUCUUACUAUGCAAACACUAAGUAUUGCUGUAGUAUUCCAGGUCAUAGGAUAUGUGCUUGGUCUUUUAAAGUUUAGUUACACUGUAAGAUCGUGGUACUCAAUGAAAGAAAUGAAGGAAACCAUACUCAUUAACAUUUUCUAAGUACUUCCUGCUGUUCUGUAUGUGGUCUUCGGAGGUCUUCACAACUACUCUGGGAGGUCAGUAUUGUCACUUCCAUUUCAUUGAUGAGGGAACUGAGGCUUAUGGAGGCUAAAGAAUAUUCUCAGGUUUUUCCAGCAAGUAAUUUUAGCUUGAGUCUGGGGUUGUGUUCUUUGAGAACUCUUUUUUAAAAAUUUAUUUAUUUUUAUUGGUACUGGGGAUCAAACUCACGACUGCCUGCUUGCAAGGCAGGUGCUUAUGCCGCUGAGCUAAAUCCCCAGCCCCGCUUUGAGAACUCUUAAAGGCCACGCUGCAUUAGGUCUUGUGAUAGGGUACCCACUUUAUGUGUAGCUAAGGAGGACUCUUCAGAAGGUGAGUCUCAGUCAUUUUUUUUUAUUUGUUGGUGUUUUUUUUUGUCUUGUUUUUUUUUUUUUUUUUUCAGACAGUCUUGCUAUAUAGUUUAGCUGGGCCUUGAACCCCCUAGGGAACCCAAACUGUCCUCCAAUUCUCUAAAAUCCUCCUGCCUCGGACGCCCAAGUGCUGGGAUGACAGAUGUGUGCCACCACACACAGCUGGGACUGGGUCCCUCAGCUACCUCCCUCCCCACUUCACUAAGAAACUCUAAAGUGAGAGCCAAGGGGAGAGUGAUGUGGCUCCAGGCUGCCUGAGCCCUGCCUUCCACUCCCUUUAGUGGGACCUGCGUGAGUCUACCAGUCCUGCUCCAUUCUCCAUCUGGCCCAGCACCACCCUCCACCUAGUACCAUCACCCUACCCUGAGACAGUAGGACAGUGAAAAGGCCACCAGAACACAAGAUACAUGUCGUCUGGGCCCAACCAGGGGCUCUGGAGCAGAAAGGCCUGAGCCAGUGGGAAAGUGGGCCCCUGGCAGCUCAGGCAGGAGAAAGGUUUGGCGCUGUGGCUGAGCAGAAAGCUUGCCCUCCCAAGCUGCUGGGAGAAGCAGGCCCCUCCCAUCUCACUGCCUGCAUUUUCUUAUCUGUCAAUUUGGAUAAGCGCUCCCACUGGUAGGAGAAUUGGGUGAGAUAAUACUGUCACCCAGUUUAGAUAAAACAUGAGCAAUAUCCUCUUGGUACACAGGGGGUGAUUGUGUAUCCUAUUAUUAAAGCAAGUGAGGCCAGUGUCCCAAGCGUCCCUGACCCCCUAGACAGCCCCCAGUCACCUCUGCAUUUAGCCAGCCUUCGUCCUCCAGGCCUUCCACAUUGCUUGUGCCUCUAGCCCUCUGCACACCCUGUUCCCUCUUGUUGGGCAUCUUUUCCCAUUUUGUGUGCCUCUCAGUGACAUCCUUCUCAGAUGGGCUUGUUUAGUGCCCUAGGUUGGGGUAGGAGCCAGGUACUUCCCACAGUCACAGGCCCCGUUGCUGUCACUGCCUCUGCCUGCAUCAUCUGUAGCUCCUCAAGGGCAAGGCCAGGUCUGGGCUUUUUCUGGAAGGAGGGGGCAGAUAAGAUAUCUUUAAACCAGGACAGCUUUUGUUUUUGCUUGUUGCCACCCACCUGCACAUGGUGGGCAAUAGUAUGGUGUGUAUAGGUUUACUUCUUCUUUCAUUAGUGUUACAGAGCGUGGAUCCAUCUUGCAUAACUUGCACAUCUCCAGCCUUGACCCAGGGCCUGAUCUUGGAUGGAAUGAGGGCAGGAAGUCAGGCGUGGGGCUGCCCCUAGUCUGGGGCAGGUGAUCCCUUGCUCCAGGUGAGCCAGAACAGCUGGGCCCUGGGCACAGGGGAAGACAGACAUAUCUUGGCCUCUCGAGGAAGGGCCUGUGGCAGCUUCGGAUGACAUCUUUUAGACCGAAGAAGGGAACUGGGUCUUUGUUCUGAGUGGACUGGGAAGCCAGUGAAGGAUUUAAAGUCCAGGAAUGACACAGUCAGAUCUGGGUUUUAGAAUGAUAUUUGGAGCUCCUAAGAGAGGCAUAGUUAUGCGGCCAUGAUGAUGCAUACCUGUAAUCCCAGCCUGCAGGAGGCUAAGGCAGGAAGCCAUGAGUUUGAGCCCAGCCUGAGCUACGUAGUGAGACCCUGUCUCAAUAAAAAGCAUGGGGUGGGGGGAGAGGGCACAGGAUAAAAAGAAAUAAAACUCUCAGUAUUUCACCUGGAGUGUAGCUGGGCUUUAGCAAGUAUCCUUCGAGGUCUAUCCCUGAGACACAGAAUUGACAGACCCACUCAAGCCAAAAAUCAGGAGGGACCUGAAAUGAGGCUAGGAAGGAGAUGAAGCUGUAAAACCUGAGGUAUUUACAGGCUGAGAAGCCCAGAGCUCUGUGCGUGCAUUGUGGGUGCACUGGUGCAGAGUGAGGGGGUGGCACUUAGCCCUUGGAGGGGUCCAGCCUGUUGGAUUAGCCUGAAGAAAGGAGCCAUCCACCAGCAAAGGAAGAUAAGAGUUCUAGUGGAGAGAAAAAGGCCACUUAGAAAUUAUGAAUAUUGGUCUGCCUUCGUACAAGUGGUGGUAUUGGAUGCGUGCUUUCUGUGUCUUCCUAAAAUACAUAAAAUAAAAAAGUGAUGUAUGUGGCGGUAGUGGGCGGGGGAAUCUGGCCAAAGGAGAUGGAUGUUCUUUACAGAGAGAUAACCAGCUUCUCAUUUCAAGGUUCCUUUGGGACCAGUCCAACUUGAGUUUGUGAGAAAAUCAUCAAACACACAGGAAACAAGCCACAGUAGUGACAGGCACCAGAAGCAACACUAGCAUAGUUAGUUUCUGUGAGAGUCUAAAAUGCCACAAUUCUGAGAUAAAAUUAUGUUUCAGAUGUAGAAAGAAAAUAUAACAGAUUACUAACUUUCCAGGAAAUCAAAUUUUUAAAAAAGAUGUAUAAAGAAGCCAAGAAAUUUGAAACAAGUUGGACAUAAUGGUGUGUGCCUGUAAUCUCAGCACUUGGGAGGCUGAAGCAAGAACAUCACUACCAGGCUGAGGCCAGCCUGGCUUACACAGUGCGUUCAAAACCAGCCUGGACUACGUAGCAAGACUAUCUCAAAAAAGAAAGAAAGAAAGACAGAAAGAAGAAAGAAAUUGAAACAAUAAGCAGGGGGGAAGUUCUGCCGAAAAUAACCAAACAGACUUGAAAAAGGAUGAGCUAGAAUUGGUGGACAUGAAAAAUAUUAUUGUCAGGAUGAAGGACUGAGUAGAGAAGCAGCAGCUAAGACUCAACGAAGAGGGCGAUGGUGAGACGAAAGCACUAAAAAAAGUACUGGAACGUAGCAGAGUCAAAAAGAUGGUAAAUAGCAAGUUAAGUGACCUAAAAUAUGGAAUUAAAAGGUCUGCGGGGAAGAGAGAAGGGGCAGGAGGCGGUGGACGUGGAAGGGAGUCUCCUGUCCCUCUCCCAUCCUUGGCACUGAGCAACCGAGGCCAGGCAGGCAGCAGGACUGAGAGGGUUUCAUGGCGGAGGAGGUGGGGGAGGCGGGGAGAAGCUUGUGUCCCAGACAACUCUCAGAUUUAUUAAAACGGCAACAUCAAGAGCCUGCAGAUUUGGGAGCUAAGAGGAUUCAGUUUGCCUGGGAAGACCUGCGUCACAGAGGAGGAGACCUGAGCCCUGGGUCUCCAGGUCUGUGUCAUUUCCUUGGUGGAGAAGGGAUUUGCUCUUAACUUUCCUUCAGUGAGUUCUUCAGGUUCCUCUCUGGAAUCUUCUGUCACUCCAGAGAUGCCUGUGAGGAAAGCCAUUCAUACACGCAUCCACGGACAGCUCUGAGAUCGUCAUCUCUCAUUUUUUCAGAUGGGAAGCUGAGACUCUAGAUUCAGGGAUUUGUCUUUCCAGCCUUCCAUUCCAUUCAUUCAUUCAUGCAUGCAUGCAUUCAUUUACCUCGUAUAUUUAUUAAAAUCCUACUUUGUACUAGAUACUGGGUGCUGGAUAUACAGUAGUGAUCAGAAUAGAUUCCUGUGUUUUGGGGCCAGAUAACAAACCCGAAAAUAAGUAAAAAAACUUCAUGGGAUGAUAAGAACUGCAGAGAAACUGAAGGACCAGAAAUUCUGGCAGCAUCCUCCAGGAAGUGACUCGGAUAUGGAAGGCCCAUUGUGACAGUGUGUGGGGUUCUAGAGUGAAGGGCUGGGGCUAGGGACGCUUGCAGAAGGAGGAGAGAGAGGGACAGAGAGAGAGUGGGCCUGUGGGUGGGCUGUGCCCCCCAGGGGGGCAGUCAAGCCCAAUGGGUCAGAAGGGCCACAAGGACUCCUUUUACCCUUGCGAAAGGACUCCUUCGAGCAACCUUCAUGAGGCUCUGGACCAGUGCAUGGUCGCCCUGGACCUCUUCCUCACCAACCAGUUCUCAGAAGCCCUCAGCUACCUCAAGCCCAGAACCAAGGAGAGCAUGUAUCACUCGCUGACGUACGCCACCAUCCUCGAGAUGCAGGCCAUGAUGACCUUCGACCCCCAGGACAUCCUGCUCGCCGGCAACAUGAUGAAGGAAGCUCAGUCACUGUGUCAGAGGCACCGGAGAAAGUCUUCGGUGACAGACUCCUUCAGCAACCUGGUGCAUCGCUCCACAAUGGACCAGUUCACAGAAGAGGAAAUCCAUGCCGAAGUCUGCUAUGCAGAGUGCCUGCUACAGAGGGCGGCGCUGACCUUCUUGCAGGAUGAGAACAUGGUGAGCUUCAUCAAGGGCGGCAUCAAGGUCCGGAACAGCUACCAGACGUACAAGGAGCUGGACAGUCUUGUCCAAUCCUCGCAGUACUGCAAGGGGGAGAGCCACCGGCAUUUUGAAGGAGGGGUGAAGCUCGGCGUGGGAGCCUUUAACCUGACACUGUCCAUGCUGCCGACUAGGAUUCUGCGGCUGCUCGAGUUUGUGGGGUUUUCAGGGAACAAGGACUAUGGACUGCUGCAGCUGAAGGAGGGUGCGACAGGCCACAGUUUCCGUGCGGUACUCUGUGUCAUGCUGCUGCUCUGCUACCACACCUUCCUCACCUUCGUGCUUGGUACUGGGAAUGUCAACAUCUCGGAGGCAGAGAAGCUGCUGAAGCCCUACCUGAACCGAUAUCCCAAGGGCGCCAUCUUCCUGUUCUUUGCGGGGCGGAUUGAAGCUAUUAAAGGCAACAUUGACUCGGCCAUCCGGCGGUUUGAAGAGUGCUGUGAGGCUCAGCAGCACUGGAAGCAGUUCCACCACAUGUGCUACUGGGAGCUCAUGUGGUGCUUCACCUACAAGGGCCAGUGGAAGAUGGCCUACUUCUAUGCCGACCUUCUCAGCAAAGAGAACUCCUGGUCCAAGGCCACCUACUUCUACAUGAAGGCUGCCUACCUCAGCAUGUUUGGGAAGGAGGACUACAAGCCAUUUGGGGAUGAUGAAGUGGAGUUAUUCAGAGCUGUGCCAGGCCUGAAGCUCAAGAUUGCUGGGAAAUCGCUACCUACAGAGAAGUUUGCCAUUCGGAAGUCAAGGCGCUACCUCUCCCCCAACCCUGUCUCAUUGCCAAUCCCUGCUCUGGAAAUGAUGUACAUUUGGAAUGGCUACGCUGUGAUUGGGAAGCAGCCGGAACUCACGGAUGGGAUGCUUGAGAUCAUCACCAAGGCCGAAGCGGUGCUGGCACAGGGCCCAGAGAAUGAGUACUCUGCUGAUGAUGAGUGCUUGAUGAAGCUGUUGAAAGGCCUGUGUCUGAAAUACUUGGGUCGGGUCCAAGAGGCCGAGGAGAAUUUCAGGAGCAUUGCUGCCAGUGAAAAGAAGAUUAAAUAUGACCACUACUUGAUUCCAAAUGCCCUACUGGAGUUGGCUCUCCUAUUUAUGGAACAAGGCAGAAACGAAGAAGCCAUCAAACUCCUGGAAUCUGCCAAGCAAAACUACAAGAAUUACUCCAUGGAGUCAAGGACACAUUUUCGAAUCCAGGCAGCCACACUGCAAGCCAAGACUUCCUUAGAGAAUGGCAACAGAUCCAUAGUCUCAUCAGUGUCCGUAUAGCUCUGCACAGCACUCCUGGGCCAGAAGAUGAAUGAAGACACUGGACAGAGCUCCUGGAAACAUUUCAAAAGAUCCCCUUCCCCUCCCCUGCUCUCCCUUUGGGGUCUGCUGGUGCUCCAGUGGGAUGACUCCAGGAAAUCCAAGCAGAGGCAAAGCUGGCAUUUCACCAGGGUGGCCACAGGCCUUUUCAAGGGCAGAGCAGGUGGAGCCCUCUGUCUGCCCUAUCACACAUACGGGUACUUAUGGGUACUUGUUUUUCACUGUGACACAUAAGAGAAUGUAUGAACAGUUUACAUUUUGUCUAGAAGUAGACUGGCUUUUAAAAAAAAAAACACCCAACAACCAAUGACCUGUAAAUCUUUGCAUUCAUCAAUAUCAGUCUGGAUGCUAAUCUUUUUACAUGAUGCCAAAGGCCAAAGGGCGUUUCAAACUUUAGCAAGGUCUCAGCUUCUGAGGCUGAAAAGACCUGGGGAAGUUUCAAAGCUCUUGGGGUUAGACACAGAGGUCACCCACAAAUGCAGACAUUUACCACCUUACUUCUCACAGUUCACUCCCUUUGUAACUUUCCGAUUAUAAAAAGCAGGUGUUUUCAGUCAGAUGAAACUUGAGUCCACCAGUAGAAAAAUCAGUCUCUACGAUAGAGAACAGGCAUGCCAAGGCCCAACAGUAAAGCUGUGUGUGCCACAGCCAGUGAUGCUGAGGUAGGGGAGGUUUUCAGGAACCAGUCUGCAUCCUUGCUUUAUGCCAGGCUGAACCCGCUGGGAAUCAUCUGUGAGACAUAAAAACAUUCUUACUACACUGCAAGGCACAUUUAUUUACGGACAGUGUUUUUCUUAGAAACAGAACAGUUAUUCUUGGCCUGUUGUAUUAGAUUUUUCAGUUAAGAGAAAAGAGAUAGUAAUAAAAUUUAUAUCCUUAAGAGAUCACGCAA
Cavia porcellus (domestic guinea pig) is the source of this 8645-nucleotide messenger RNA. It is a transcript of the gene Ttc39a, whose product is annotated as tetratricopeptide repeat domain 39A. Lineage: Eukaryota; Metazoa; Chordata; Mammalia; Rodentia; Caviidae. Bases 5978 to 7714 code for a protein of 578 amino acids. The record is from RefSeq and is a predicted model, not a curated record. The transcript has 18 exons. Gene Ontology annotation, molecular function: protein binding.